CUAAAACGGAAAUAUUUUAUCAGUUUCAACAUUAUUAAUAACUAGAGAGUUGCAGAGGCAGUGCACGACUGCAUGUAAACGUCUUCUGCGUCUACUGUUUGCUUCAAAUUUGUUAUUUUUGUACAACUUAUUUUAAACUAAUUUAAAAUAUUUGAUUUUUAAACUAAUGCCAUAUUCAGCUAAGCAUUAUCAGUUUAUGUUGUUGAAACACAUUAUAAAAUAGUUAUUUUCAAUGAUUGGUCUCUAGAUUCACAACUAUUUGUAGGGUUAGAAUAUCUAACCUAUUGAUUUUUCCUGUUCAUUGAAAACUCUCAAUGUUGUCAGUGAUAUUCUCACUUGUGUUUUCUUAGUGUGUAGUUAUUAAAAACAAUGAAACGUGUUAUUAACUUUGUUAAAGGACGACGAGAUGAUAGGAGGGAUCAUAAAUUUGUCAAUUCUCCAAUAUGUGUAGAGAUAACUAAUCCUUCUGGGCAGAAAGUACAAAGUGAAGAUGAGCAUAUUCUUGGUUUACAAUCUGGCUAUGGCUAUCAGGUAGAUUUGAAUGGAAAGGAUAAAAAUAUGACAAAAUUGCAUAAGGCCGCAUGGCAAGGAAAUCUGGAUAAAGUCAAAAUGCAACUGAAGAAAGCUGAUGUCAAUUCAGUAGAUCAUUCUAACAGAACAGCAUUGCAUUUUGCUGUUGCACAGGGACAUGCCAAUGUUGCAUUUUUCUUGCUGGGUGCCGAAGCUCAGCUCAAUUUGAGAGAUUCUGAUGGAAUGACACCUUUUUUGAAGGCUGUAGAAUGUGGCAAUAAGGAAUGUAUUCAUACGUUACUGGAGCAAGGUGCAGAUGUAAACAUUGUGGACAAGAAUGGCAACACUGGUCUCCAUUUGUCUUCCAAACUGGGUUUUCUCAACAUCAGCUCGCUGCUUCUUGUUAAAGGUGCUAACGUCAACAUGUCCAACAAUGUUGGAGAAUUGGCGCUGCACCUGGCGACAGAGGGCGAGCACCGUGAGCUGGUGGCGCUGUUGCUGUGCGCAGGCGCACAUGUGAACGCAAUCGAUCGCGAACACCGAACGCCGCUCAUGCUUGCCGCGCGCUACGGGCACGCCGCGAUCUGCGCACUCCUGCUCGAGAAUGGCGCUUCCCUAGACGCCUGCGACUCCAACGGAUGGACAGCUGAAGACUACGCACUGAUAGGCGGUCAUCAGGCGUUGGCAGUGGAUUUGAAGGCGAAGGGCCCUGCCAGAGAGCAGCUCAACAAACAAAUGGAGGAGGUGGUCAAUGCGAAUAGCUCUGAUGAGGCUAAAGAAGAAAAACCUUGUGAUGAUUGUGGACAAGAUGUUUUUUCUGAUGAAUGUGAAGCAAUAAUUCAUGAAACUGCAGUUGUCCAAAUGAAUGCUCUUGCCAUUGAAUCAAAUAAUGCCAACAAUGAGUUGGACGAUCGCACGAUUCGAGAAGAGGAUGAUGUUGGCAUUGCAAAUGAAGAGAAAGGAGAAAAAAAAGAAGAAGGAGAAACAGUUGAGUCUCCUCGCUCUUGCAUUACCCCUCCUCCUCUCCAGCCUCCUCGUAGCUGGGAUCUCAUUCAAGCUGGAAUGAUUGAUGAGAAAGAGGUUCAAAGAAGAAGUUUGACCACAUUGGGCACAUUGCGUUCUAGGCGAGAGAGUUUCAAUGAAAACAGUAAUAACAAUAACAAUAAUGGUGGAUCAAGUCCUAAUCAGGCUAAUGAUGAUUUGGAAAAAAUAACCGACAUUGUGAAAACAGUGCAAAUUGAGGGAUUGGUUGAUGAUGAGAGUUCAGGAGCAGAGGAGAACCUGCCACUCGACAGAGAUAGAGUGAGGCGGGGCAAGGUAGCUCCUCUCGAACGCACUCCCUCCCUCGAUCUCACUCUCACCGACGAGGAUCUCACUAGAAGCAAGGAGAGCAAGGGAUCAGUUGGUGGUACAUUGGGACGCGAGGACACGCUGCAAGGCUAUGAAGAGAUGUGGGAGAAGAAUGCCAACGUCAGCCAGCUAGUCGAUACACAAAACAACAAUAAAUCAUCCGAUGUAAAUGAGGUGCUUGACACUGGUCAACUUACGACUGACAUAAGUGAACAGCUCGUUCAGAGAAAUCGAGAAAUCAACACAGCGGUCGGAUAUGUAACUAAUGAAAUUUACAGGAUCAUGAUUGAAAAGAACGAAUACCAAUCAGACAGUGCUGAAAAAGUCGUUAACACAUCGGUACAUACGUCAUCAUCGCUUGAUAAUUUAGAUGAUAGAAAGCAGCCAAGGUUUAUUGAAAUGGAAUCUUCCCGAUCGUGUGAUAAUCUAGAUAAUCGAUACAUAACUCUAGAGGAGAAACUGUGCUCCGGUAUUUAUUCGGCAGAAACGCUUGAUACUGAGCCCAGCCUAAAUGAUAAUGAGGGCACACAGUCGUUGGAUAACCUGGAUGAAUCAUCACCUGUGGGAACAGUCAUCAAACGCAAUAUGCACAGGGAGGUGCAGUCACUAGAUACUUUGGAUGAUUGCUGCGAAGAUGACCAAUGCUGCAGACCCAUCAAAAAGCACUCCCGAAACAAAUCAGUGUCCGUUGGACAACACGGUUGGAGCAAGAGUGUCGAUGCUCUUUCCAAACCAUCGAAUAUCGAUAGGAUUCAAAUCGAUACUAAGAAAAUCGAUGCUCAGUUGGAAUGCUAUGAUGAGGCUCUAAGAGAGCUGGCUCAGGUCGAGCUGAUGAAACGCAACUCAUCCGAUCGGUCGUCAGGGGAUUCUAGAAGUGGCGCCUCUUCCAGUUCCAACAGAGUCAACAAACCAUCCAUCCCUCCUCCUCCGCCACAAAAUCUCACCGGAGAUAUCCCGUAUUUUAGUGAAGUGGUGUCAUCAAGUUCCCAGAAAAGUCGUGAGUACUUCAUGAAACCGAAAGACGAAUCUGACUUCAGCAUCAACCAAGAUUCCAGUCCGCUGCCAAAAAUUCUCGACAAAUCCGGAUCAGUUGAUGGUUUAUUAGAUAUGGAUAGGAUGUCCACCAGUGUUGAAAUCACUUCCAUCAAAACCGAUUCUAAACUCAACCAAUCUGAAAACGAUAGUAUAUGCAACCAUGACUUGCCCCCUCCACCUCCACCGCCAGUCAGCAACGAAAUGUUUGAGACUGACUUGCACAUGAACCUAGAAACAUUACCAGGUGACCUGGAAAAUGAGAAUGUUGUGGUUAAUGGAAAAGUGAAUGGAAUGAAAGUGAAGACCGAUGAUGAUACUGAUGACAGUGAUAGUAAACGUGCAAGGGAGGUGGAGAAUCAUUUAUACAAGUUGGAGAAAGAUUUGUAUAACAUUAAUAUGUCGGCAAUUAUGAAGCCUAGAACAACUGAUUUCAAUCAGAAUGGGAUUGUAACACAUCAGGAUAUUGUUGUAGCCAAUGGGGAGAUGCCGCCGUUCGAUAAUAUGAGGAGGAAGGUGUUUGAGAAAGGUGUGAAACAAACAAGUUUUCCGACGCUUGAUAGUGGCUCUAAAGGUGAGGACUCGCUGUCGCCCGCUGAACGGUCGGCUGGAGAGGACAGUCCUCAAGUGCCUCCGCGCUUCAGGAGGUCGUUGAGGAAGGGUAAAUCGGAGAGUGAGGUGUGGAAGGUGAGGAAGGCCGACGAUGAUAGAGCAGGCAGAGGUCACUCCAAACUGGCAUCUGUGCUCAGUGAUAUUGAAGCAAUGUUCGAGGGGAGGCCUUCAAAGGGUCGCAAAAAGUCGGCUGGCAGUGGAGAAAUUCAGGAGAAAUCAGAAAGCGACUCGGAGCUGUGUGAGCGGCCGCUGCGGCGGAAGCGCAAAAUGCUGCUGGCCAUGAGGGGCUUGGUGCCGGCCGGGUCUAAGGACAGUGACGAUGAUGACGACACCUCCACUGGUGAUCCGCCAUUUUGGCUAAGUACCGACAAGGGCGGCCAUUUUGCGCGCCAGGAUACUGUCAUGGCUACGCAGCCCACACGGAUGUCGCAAAAAUCACAAAAUCCACCUGGAUGUACUAGAGCAAGCCAAUCAGGUGAUAGGCCCCCAAAUCUGGACAAAGAUUGGACAUCCAGUGAUGCGGACACGGCCAGUGGAAGUGAUGAAGUUGUCAUUGGAAAUACAUUUUCUUUGGGAAGCCACCAGAAGCUGUUGAAAGAACACCUGCGACAAGCGACCGCAGAGAAGACAUCGCUGGAGGAGACAGUGGCGGCUUUGAGCGAGCGAGAGGAGCGACUUCUGUACGAGUUGGCCGACGCAAGGCAGGCGCUCUCCGCUCGCCAGGACGCAGUGCACAUCCUGCAGACGCAGGCGCAACGCAUGGAGCAGCGCUACUCGGCCGUCAUCGACGAGCUGCAAACGCUGCGACACUCACUCACUAGUGCCGAGGUCGAACUCAAGCACUUGAGGCAGCUCUGCGAUAAGUUGGCAAUGGAAAAAGCAGAUGCUUUGGAGGAGUUGUCUCGAUUGCGUGAUGAUUCAAACCCAGAACAAAAUAGCGUUGGUGUUGCUGAGAACAGGAAAACAUCUUUUGAAGCAAAACCUGAGCAAAUGCAAAUACUGCAACGACAGAAACAAGAAGCAGAAAGGAGAAACGAUAUAUUGGUGAAUCAUUUGGAAGAAGCGAUGAGGCAGUGUGAGAGUGCCAGGAGCGAGAAGGACGCUCUCACUCGCCAAAACAUCACCGACAUCAAAAAGUUACAACAGGACACUUUGUUGUGGAAAGAAAGGUAUGAAGAUUGUCUAGCGAGACUGGAACGAAUAGAAGCAGAGUGCCAGCCACGCCUGUUUGAAGCACAGCGCACAAUCGACGCACUUCGGGCCAGCAUCAAACAGCUGCAAGCUGAAAAGCAGUUCAAUCAGGAUAACUGGAAAGCAAAAGUGAUGGAUGAAAUCGUUUCAAGAAUGAAAAAGAAUCAGAACGCCAGUAAAUUGCUACCAAAAUCUAGCUGUGAUAAGAGAUCAUCGUAUCUGGGAAGCAGCAUGAAGAAACAAGGUUCCAAGUACAGGAAAUGUCGGUGCACUCACAGCAAUUCAUCAUCGUGCGAUUGUAGGGGAGUUGUAAAUUUACGCAAAAACAGCAUUCCUAAUAAAGUUUAUGAUGGCAAAGCAAAUUGUUACAACAAAUUUUGUAAUAUCUAUGAUGCUGCCCAAAUAAAUCUGGACAAAGAAUACCUGUCAAAAUUGUCGUUGCUUUUAGACCACAAUAGGAAGUUACUCGAACAUCUUUUUACAGCGAAAAAGGAAAAGGACUGCAUUCGAAAUGAAUUGUGUGAAAUUAGAAAAAAUAUAGAGUGUGAUUUACGUUGUAGACUAGAUCCUCCUCCUAAUGAUCAAAGUCCAAAUGGAUCAUUGGAUGAAUCGAGAAGUGAUCGAGAAACCGUCAAAGAAUCAAUUAAUGGGUCGGAUUUGAUGAGAAUUGAAAGAAAAUAUUAUUGUUUGUCAAAAGUAAGAACUAUUUUAUCAAAAGAGGAAUUUGAAGUAGAAGGAAUUUUGCGUUCUAUACAGGAAGUUGGUAAAGAUUUGGAAAAUAUUUUGAAUAAUUUGCAGGCACAAAUAGUUUUGGUAAGAAAUUUGAACCAAUUUGAGAAUAGUGAACUUGAGAAUGAAUCAAAUGACAUUCCAAGUCAAAAUUCAACCAUAAAUAGUGCUAGUAAUGAGGAGACAUGUCCUAUUGAUAGGUGUGCGAUGAGGUUCCUGGUUAAAGAACUAGUUGAAAUUAGAAGAGAUCUUCUCUACUUGCAUGGUGAAAGUCAACGCAUCAGCAAAAUGUUGCAAUUCAUUUUUAAACAGAAUAGGAAUGGGGAUUUUCUAUCAGAUGAAUUGAAAAAUACAACAGAGUGUGUUCACUCGUGCAGUAAGCAAAUCCUGAAGUUGAAUUCCGAUGUUUUGAAAAUGCAUAAGAUUAUUCAAACAUUGAUGAUUGAAUUCUCAAAAAGUGCUUGUAAAUGCUCCGGAAGUUAUGAUGAUAAUAGAAAAGAAUCAAAUAUUCUAACUAAAACAAAACCGUCUAAUAAUCAGAAUAGAAACGAUAAUUCUAGCAAAGAGAAUUAUGACACUUGGAACGAAGUUCGUGGACAAAAUUGUCCAAAAUCAUAUUAUGUUCGUGACAAAGAUCCUCCUCUUUGUCAGAGACCUUUUAUGAAAACUGAUCUCAACUCAGUCUUGGAUUAUGAACAAAAAUGUUCAAGUGGUGAGAAUCGUUUUAGGUAUGAUAGAAAGAAUGUUGAAGAUGAUAAGAAACAACUUGAUAAUAUGAAGGAAAAAUGCUCAAAUAGGAAGCAACAGAAUGAUAAUUUUGGAAGAUACAAUGGGAAUGGAUUUUCAAGUGUUGAAAAUUCAAAUUUACAACAGAACAUGACGUCUGGUUGGGUAAUAGAUGGGGCGAGUAGCUCUCGAAGUUUACACAGUCAUUCUUCAGCAAUGAGAAACUCUAGCAAAUUCAGUGAAGUUCGUCAACAUUUUUUAUACAAUUCAGAGGCAAACAAUUAUUUGACGGAAGGUACUGCUAACAAUGAUGAAAAAAUGCGACAAGAAUUAGGUGGAAAUAUUCCAGCUUCUGAUUCAGAAGAUUACCUUGGAAAUAAAAAAUACUCUGAAGAGAUGGUUAUUGUUAACAGUGAUAGUGUUCAAAUAUCAGGUGAUGGAAAUAGCAGUAUUUUAUUUAAAGUUUUUGAUCUGAGUCUGGAUGUCGACAAAUUUGAGAGAGAGUAUUUCAGUCAAGUAGUUAUUCCUCAAGAUACAAUCAUUGAUUCGAACAAAGUAUCUGGAGUUGACUAUACUGAUAAGUACAUUAAAAUUUUCCCUCAAUCAUCAUCACAAGAAAUAAUAUAUUUAAAAAAAGCUCUCACCAAUAAAUCUUCAAAUUUUUCCCACGAAUUUAGUCAGGAUCGCCUACCGAAUUCUGGAACUAUUGUUAGAGGAAAUACAACAAAUUCUGAACUGGUUGAUCCACAGUCAAGGAGCCAGGCUGUUUCAAUUGAGGGAUGUUACCUGAGUGAGCCAGUAUUCAGCCCUGGGGAGAGAGACAGUCAGUACAGAGGAUCAUAUCUAUCAAGUAGUGAUUUGGAUUAUAAUAAUUAUUCAAAACACAUCACCACUGAGAGUGUUCCUGAUAGUUCGAAACCGUGUGAAAAUGAACAGAAAUCAAUUUAUGAACUAGUGAUGGAAUCUAGUGAUGCGCUAGAACAGAAUUGGACUCCAGUAGAUAGUGUAACAGAGGGACUAACAGCAAGAGAAAUAGACAAAUCACCAAAAACAACAUUGAAUUACAAUAAUGACAAUGAGAAUGAAUGUGAGGAACCAGUGGCAAUUUCGAAUGAUACAGAUUCUUCUAAUGUAUCAUCAAACAAAGAAUCGUCCAUUCCACUUUCAUCUACAAAUAUCCUUCCUAGUUCUACAUCCAAUCUAGAAUCGAAAGGUUUGAAUAGAGAAAAAAUAGUUUCAAAUGAUCCACUUCAAGCUAAGGAUUGUAGUACUAUUCCAGUUAAGUUGAACUUGGUUGAUUACAUCACGCAGCAGUUUGAUGCAAAUUCCAAUGGAACAUUAUGUGCAGUUACUGGUUUCAAGGAGAAUGAAAACAAUAAAUGUAAUGUUGGGAAAACUAAGGAUAUCCAAAAGUCGUUUAUUUCUGUUGGUGUUCAAACUAACGGAAGUGUCAGUGACCCAAACGAGUGUGAAACUUUAUCAGUAACAGGAAUAAGUCCAUCUCGGGAAAGCGUUAUUGACAAAUUUGAAGAAAUUAUAACAAAAAAUUAUGGAAAUUCCGACAUUCCUGUAAACCCUGAUACUUCAAAUCAGACUUCUUCUGAGAAGAAUUAUAAGUUGGUCAAUCCUAAAUCAAAAUGCGACGAUACGAAAAGGGACUCAUCUAACUAUCGAUUAUCUGAUUAUCUUUGUGGUAUCAUUAAAUUAAAAAAUAGACCUGUAACAGAAGCUGAAUCCAAUUAUAAUAAUUGUAAAUCAAAUGAGUUGAAUGAAGUUGAUAAUAAUCUACGAGAGUCUGAAAGAGAUCCUGAAAGGUCAGUGUCUUCUGAUCAUAAUGAAAAUUACAAAAAAUGCAGUGCUUCGAAAAAGUUGGAUGCUCAGAAUUCAAAAAUAUCAAUUGGUUUACAAACAAGUGAUUUGAAUAGUUGCCCAACACCCCCAAAUUCAGUGGAAGAAUAUCGGGAAAGUAUGAGUGAAAGUGAAAGAGAAUCUAAGAGUGCUAUUAUCAGUGAAAUUUCUUCUCAAAAUUUGUCUGAUGUAAAUUGUGAAAUAGAACAUUCAGAAUCAAAAUGUGCCGAUUUGAAUGAAUCAGUGCCUGAUUGUUAUACACAAAUAGCCACAACCAGUGAUUAUCAAAGUUCAAGUGGUAUGAACACUAGUGUUGAAGACACUAAGAAAGAGAACACAACCAAAUCUGGACGAAUACAUUCAUCAGAUAUUGUGUUUAGGGAAGAUGAAGAUAGGUGUGAAUUAUUGAAAAAUGUGAAUGACCAGAAGUCUUGUAUAUCAGUUGGUGUACAAACAAAAGAAAGGACCAGUGAUUUGAAGGAUUGUACAUCUCCCUUAGUAUUAGAGAUAGAUUCAAGUCAGAAAUCUCUUGUAAGCAUAAGGGAAAUAAAUGGAAGGUCAGAGAUCCUUAUUGGCAAUGGUACUUCAGAUGGAAGUAAUUUUAAACCUGACUCAGAAUCGGGAGCAUCUUCAGCAUCGGGAGUGUCACAACCUUGUGAAAGUGACAUUCAGAAAUCACUAUCAAGCUUAAGAGAAAUUCAUAGAAAAUCUGAGAUUAUUGUUGAUAAUGAUCUGAAGAUUUCUGAAAAUAAUUGUAAAUCUGAAUCAGAAAAAUUUUCUGGAAUAUUACAAUCUUGUGAACGUGAGACCCAAAAAUCUCGAUCAAGCAUAAGGAAAGUCGUUGGAAAACGAUUUUCUGAAAAAAAUUGUCAAACAGACUUUAAAGAAGCUCAAUCUAAAGAUUGUCAGACAGACUUUGAUGAGUUGGAAGAAGCGAAAUCAAAAUAUUGUCCUAGUUCAUGCAAUUUGAAUAAUAGAUUUGAGAUGAAAGAUGUGAAUAGUAAUUGUGGUUCGAGGAAGCUGAAUAGUAUUCUUGAGAUUGAAGAAGUAAUAUCAAGUGAUGAUUGUGGUUUGAAUGAAUCGAAUGAAGAUGGUGGUAUUAUUCAAGAAUCUCAAACUGAUCCUGAAGAAGAAGUGUGUUCAGAUAUUGCCUCCAGAGAUAUUAAAGAUAGCUGCUGUGCUCCUUCAGAUCAAGCAGAUCAGCAGUCAAAGGAUGCUGAACCAACAACACAACAUGACUGUAUUUUGGAAGAGUGUCCAAAUCCAUCAGGCUCACAAAUCCCCCAAGCUACUGUUGCAAAUUCCAAGAUAACUACGAGAAAAAUGAUAAAACGGACAGAAUAUCUGAAUAAUAAAAGCACUUCGGAUCGAAAUUCUAGUGACACAACUCAAUCAAAACUUAAUGAUUCUAGUAGCGACUCGAGACAAGGUGCAUUAAGUGUCUCUAUUUGUAACUGCAGUAAUGGUGAGUGUUCCUCAAAGCAAAACUCAAAUGACAAAUCAAAAAAAUCUUGUUUCAAACAUUUAUCAACUUGUUUGAAAAGACAAAACUCCGCUACCCCAAAAAAUAACGACAAGCAAAUCAAUUUCCUGUUGGAGAACAUCACUCUUGAUCCCAGAAUAUUUUCCGAAAAAUGUGCUUUCAGUAAACUGAUGCCUGUUGAGAAAUCGCUGGCACUUUUCUUCAAGAGCAACUUGACGGAUAGUUACAGUCUGGAUGAUUUCAAAUCGAAUCUGACCUUGGGCGACUGGCGCUUGAACCCGUUUUUGGAGCGAAAGAUGGCCAAACAGCUGUUUGAUUUGUCUCUGUCUGAUAGCUCGCUUUCUUCAGAAAAUCCACUAGAAGAGGAAAAUAAAUUGAGCCAUGUACAAAUCUAUGCUGACCUGAAAAGUCCAAUUCUAAUUCCACGAAUUAACGUGCCAACAAUGACGAGCAGCAAAGAUGUGUUGGAAGACAUUGGACAGAAGCUGCCUGCUGCUGCACUUGAAUCCACUGCUGACUUGAACCUGCAAGCGGUCGCCUCCACUUCAAACCACUGCUUCAUCCACCAACAUGUCGAUGUCGAUGCCGAUGCUAUCCACCUUCAGUUCCAGCAAGUAGAAAACCUGGAAUGUCCAGAUACCUAUGAAACUACUAAGAAAGCAAUUGUGAAUGAUGUGAAUAUGACAACAAAUGGCUUCCAGGGUGAUGUAGAGACUGGACGCAUGAGACAGCAGGCUCUGCUGGAGAGCGAGACCAACCUGAGCGCCAAAAUCGCCGAGAUCAACAGCGUGUUGCACCAGCAGCUGGUGGAGCAGGACCGACGCAGGGCGCACAACGAAAUGCACAUGAAGAAGCAGUUCGAGCUCACUCGACACAAGCUGCUCACGGAAUUGGCCAAAGUGCAGACAGCGCUCAAGGCCAAGGAGGCCGAGGAAAAAGCGCUCAGAGAAAAGUAUGAGAAAUUGUCGCGAGACGUUGAGAAAACGGCUGAAAUUAAACGCAAGCAGCUGAUCGAAAAGUCGUACAGCUUGAAUUUGGCUCAUCCCUCUACUAUGUGGGAGAAGGAGUUGUCAAUGAAGCGUGCAGUGGUGCAAGGCCCAAUGCCCCCUCCCCCGCCCCCCAUGCCACCUCCAGACCUGCCCCCUGCCGAUGACCGAUUCAGCCACCUGUCGCUGCGUGCCCAGCUGCAUCACAGCAUCACCAAGCACAGAUCCAAUGCAAAAUACCCAUCGCAGCUGGCCAACCUAGCGACUAAUUGCAAUUCUCAAUUAGAAGACGUGGCAAGUGAAUCGAGUGCGAAUGCAAAUGCAAGUAGUGACACUAGCAGCGGCCAGCACUAGCAGCAGUGCAAAGCGUGAGACGUGAGAGCUUCUAACUGAAUUCAACUAAAAUUACAUUUCAAUUAAUUAAAAAAUAUCCAAUGAAUCACCCUCCAGAACAAAUUUCCAUGUUUUAUGUACCUUAGAAUGUUAAACAUUUUUGUAAACCACUAUUCCAAAUGAAUUUUAAAUUUAGGAAUGAAUUUUAAAUUAUAGUCAUGAAAAUUAGAAGGUAGGUAAAAAACACAAGUAUUGUGAAAUUGUUUAUUCAUAUGGUGUUGAGUCCUAUUAUAAAUGUCUAUUUUGCUAUCUUUCAAGUAUAUGUGUCAAUUUAUUCCUAGGAUGAAAGCAAAAAAGUUAUUUUUAUGAUUUGCAUUGCAUUUUGCACAGGAUAGAGUUGGUUCCAAGAUGAUGUUAUUCACUUGAUAGAAUGGUAUGUUAUUGAAAUGAUCAGUAUUGAAAUCAAAGCCAAGUAAGUAGUAAUUUCAAUUGUUAUAAUGAUGUACAAAUUAUUAAUGUAGAUCAUCUUUUGGAAUAAGGAAUUCGAAUUGAAGAUGGUUCAUUAUAAAUAAUAUUGUUAACAAAUUUACAAAUCAUUGUAUUUUGCUAUAACUUAGUUUUGUGAAGAAUUUUUUUCAAAUUUAAUUUUGGUGGUAUCAACUAUCAAUAGUAUUUUAAUUAGAGCUUCCUCUAAAUGCCAAACUCACAUUGAGCUAUUUUAACUCCAUUAUAAUCGUGGUUUUGGUACUACGAUGGUAUUAUAAAGAAAAUUUAUGUGUAGUUUUUUUACCAAUAUAACUUCACACUAGCUAGAUCCAAAAGUUGUGAGAAUGUUUACAAUAAUUCUCUUCUACAAUGGGAAAGACAGUGCUAUUUUAUAUAAAUGUCUAACAAAGUACUAUCCUAAAGUACUUGAAUUUAAAUACUAAAAUGUUAUGCAUUAGAUAGUAUCUUGAACGAGUUUAUGAAAAAUAGUAAAAUCUAAUAAUCUUUGUAAUGCUCAACAAAUAUUAUUGUAGUCAUUUUAAAAUAAACACAAAAAGUGAUCUCAUUGAUGCCAAACAAUAGUUAAGUUAAUAUUUAUUAGGAAAUUGUUAUGCAUACAAAUAUUGAAGUCUCUUCUCGUGAAAGUAUAAGGGUUGUGAUUUGAGCUUAUUUUUCACUGUUAUCAAUACGCUCAGAUACUAUUUUGUGUGAUUGUUAUUUUACUUUGAGCUCAAUAUAUU
This is a messenger RNA of Nilaparvata lugens (brown planthopper), 12026 nucleotides long. RefSeq lists its product as uncharacterized. Lineage: Eukaryota; Metazoa; Arthropoda; Insecta; Hemiptera; Delphacidae. The record is from RefSeq and is a predicted model, not a curated record. The transcript has 21 exons. Gene Ontology annotation, molecular function: protein binding. Bases 370 to 10821 code for a protein of 3483 amino acids.